AUGUACCAAGUUCCCCCACUUCGUCCCUCUCGGGAUAUUCGUUGUGCAUCUCCGGGUCUUGUGUCCUCAUUCCAAAUGACGGAACACAGCAGCAACUGGCAAUCAACUCAUGCGUCUUUGGAAAUAUUCCCAGACGAUAUCAUCGAGCAAGUACUACAGCAUGUAUCGCCAUUGGACAAUCUGAAAGGCCUACAAAGAGUCUCGCAAAGGUUGCGACGGCUAGCAAGUGAGCCUCUCCUGUGGCGGCACCACUGCCUGGCGACUUUCCGGUAUUGGCAACCGGAACAUGGAUUGGAGCUACUUUUGAAGAGAAAUGCCUCUGCCACAAACUGGAAAGCCUUGUUUCUCAUGCGCCAAAAGCAAAACGCAUCAAUAGCACGUAUCCUCCACCGCGUUGUCGCCACCGGAGUAGAGCGCAUCGCGGGCAUGCACCAGAUCUGUCAGUAUGGUUACGAUGCUAAGGAUUUUCUUAUCGAAAAAUGUCGCACAACAUACGAGCAUCCGGAUGUUCUGGCAGUAAGGCACUAUGCAGGAGCUAUCCUCGGCAGCAUACAUCGGGCCCUUGCUGUUCAGCAAUGGUUCCAAGUAAGCAAUUCGAACUCAACAGAUCCUCUUAAUAUACAGCCAUCUUUAGAAAAGUCACUGGCUGCCUUUGAUCUUUUCGUCCUCCAUGAUCAGCCCGGCGAUCUCAACGAGACCAGUCAAAUGUUAGAUAGCUACGCCAGACUCUUCAUGAGACUGCAACCGCAGUGGAGCGAGAAAAGCACGAGGCAGAAAGCUCUGGCGUUGAACCAGUGGAUACGUGCGAAUAAUCUUGCCGGGCUGGAUGAUCAUCGACUGGAUUACAGAAACCUGCGGAAUUGCUUUAUUGGACAGGCACUGCGAGACUCGAGACAUGAGUCAAUACCCAUAAUCUCCUGCGCAAUAUACUGUUGCAUUGCCGAGAGAAUUGGACUGCAAGCGGAAUGCUUCUUGGCGCCUAUGUGCGUCCAUGUUGUUGUUACCGCACCGACUGGCUAUGAUCUGGACAUGAAUCAUAGCAGCCAUGAACAUCAGAUGUAUCUCAAUCCAUUCAGUCAGGAUGGCGAAGUAUCUGUCGACAGUUUGGAACAUCUGGUGUCACACGCUGACAUGACCAUCGAGAAUUUGCGCAAUUCUGGAACAGUCUUCGCCGUCACCACGCGAACAGCGCACAACAUCGAGGCAUCCCACGCCGCAGGAACCCACCGUGCCGACCCCUUGUCUAUUAGCAAGCUGCUCCACGGCCAUGCCGCUCUCAAUCGUCAGCUGGCACUCUACGCUACGCGCUGGGCACUGCUCAUCCUGCAGGUUCCCUUCACCAGAAUGUGGCUAGAUCGCCGCACCCAGCUUCUGCGACACAUUGUCCGCGACUGGCCGGAAGAUGAGUGGAUCAUGGCCAAGUAUGUGCUGGCGCAGGGCCAACGUACUGGUGUCAACGCCGCCGUGGCGCAGGCGAACAUUUUAAUUGCUGACGGAGUGCAACGCCUGGACCAGUUACAGCCCGAUAUAUUCCAGACUGACCUGACCGAGGAGUGCGUGGCCCCCUUUCGGCUGGGCCAAAUAUUUGUGCACAAACGCUACCAGUGGCUCGGUGCGAUUGUAGGAUUCUACGGAGUACCGCCGGCUUCAUGGGGAGUAUUUGACGCGGCAUCCGAGGGCUACGGCGCCGCGCAAAGCACCACCGACGAUCGGGGCAGAUUCUACAUCAAGACCAUAGUUGCCUCCAGUACCGACGAACGCAUCAUUGCUCCUGGAAAUUUAGAAGUGAUCGAGGACGAAUCGCGGGUGGUGAGAGACAUGUUUCCGUUGGCGGGCAAGUACUUUAAGAGAUUCGAUCGCGAGAACUGCCGCUUCAUAUCCAAUAUUGACGAGGAAUACCCACGUUUGACUGUCUUGAAGUGA
This is a messenger RNA of Akanthomyces muscarius, 1923 nucleotides long. RefSeq lists its product as uncharacterized. NCBI's taxonomy places the organism in Eukaryota, Fungi, Ascomycota, Sordariomycetes, Hypocreales, Cordycipitaceae. Bases 1 to 1923 code for a protein of 640 amino acids. The record is from RefSeq and is a predicted model, not a curated record. The transcript is spliced from 4 exons. Gene Ontology annotation, molecular function: DNA binding; protein binding.